Messenger RNA from Syngnathus typhle (broad-nosed pipefish), 723 nucleotides. RefSeq names its product macrophage mannose receptor 1-like. The record is from RefSeq and is a predicted model, not a curated record. Lineage: Eukaryota; Metazoa; Chordata; Actinopteri; Syngnathiformes; Syngnathidae. The transcript is spliced from 7 exons. The coding region runs from base 16 to 570 and encodes 184 amino acids.
ACGCUCAUCAACCCUAUGUAUAUAAGCAGCGCCCAGGCUCGUCGUCAGUAUCAAGCACCGCUCGCUACCAUAAAGAUGGCAUUCACUCUUGGCUCAUUGGUCCUCCUUUGCGGGAUCAGCGGACUGCUGACUGGAGUCCGGUCCGCCACCAUUGUUCCUGCGAAAGCCUUUUACUGUCCAAAUGACUGGACUCAGUUGGACUGUUUCUGUUACAUCUAUGAAGAUGAGAGCAGAACUUUUGCUGAUGCCGAGAGCGUCUGCAACAUUCUUGGUGGGAAUCUGGUCUCCAUUCACGGUGAUCUGGAAAAUGCGGUGGUUGUUGAACUGGUUCAGCCGCGUGGUGGAACCCUGCCUCUUGCUAUCUGGAUUGGUCUCACUGAUGCAGUUUUGGAGGACGAUUUCAUGUGGACUGAUGGCUCAGAUGUGGACUUUGACAAUUUUUUGGGUUCAGAGCCCAGUAGCAUGGGUGACUGUGUAGUGAUGGCCAUAAAUGUUAACACUGGAAACUGGGGAGUUGCGAAUUGCACAACACCGUUCCCGUACGUUUGCAUCAAGGAAGCGCAUCACUAAAUGUCUUGGCCUCCAAUAUUGCACUAUGCAUGAGUUCAAUGACUCAGCUUUGGUGUCACCUUGAUAUUUUUGGGGUUACUUUCAACUUUUCUUCCUCUUCUUUGGCGUUGUGGGGACAACUAUUCAAUGAAUAAAGAACUAUCAGCAUCCAAA